Messenger RNA from Raphanus sativus (radish), 518 nucleotides. RefSeq lists its product as uncharacterized. Gene Ontology annotation, molecular function: protein binding. Bases 233 to 481 code for a protein of 82 amino acids. The transcript is spliced from 3 exons. Lineage: Eukaryota; Viridiplantae; Streptophyta; Magnoliopsida; Brassicales; Brassicaceae. The record is from RefSeq and is a predicted model, not a curated record.
AGUAGUAAGAGACAAAUAAGAACACUCUCUUUGCAACAGCAGGUUUGAAUAAAGCUUAACCGACAAUAGUCUCGACCUGGAGCCAAACAAGUCUUUGGCUCUUGCCUUGUUCAGCUGAGUCUGAGAAGAAGAAGCCAAACUUUCUCAGAUUUUCCAUCCUCGUGAUUCUUUCCCCGAGAGUAAUCACAAUCGGCUCCGGAAGAGGAGGAGAUUGUUCAGUCGUUGUCUUGCCAUGGCCAUGUAUAUUCGUGUGAAGCGCAUGAAAGCUACUUACUUUAUCCAAUGCGAUCGCGCAGCGACUGUUUUGGAUUUUAAGCAGAAACUCUUUACCCUCAUCGAGCAACCAGUCAGCAAUCAGCGUCUCAUCUUAAUGUCUACAGAAGAAGUAUUAGAGGAUUCCAAAUCUCUAGCAGAGCAGAAGGUAUCAAACAUUUUGAAUGUCUCAUACAUAUGCAACAAUUGUUCAAGUUUAAAGAUCUAGACCUUUGUUACUACUUAAAUGUAUUCUUUGUUUUAUU